CAGUAGAGCCUGCCGGGAGUCAGUGCUGGGCUCCUGCUGCAAGACACGGGGCUGGGAGGCUCUGGGCUCCGGGGUAGUACCCCUGGGGGGAGCCACUGAGUACCUAGGGUACUCUCCUCUCCAGCCUGGAAGAGAGUCAGGUUAUCCAACUCAGGGAUGGCCGUGGGGUCCCCUCACUUCGUCCUCUUGCUCAGUGCCCUCACAGAUUUUCUAUUUUUUGUUUUCCUUUUAAAUGUUUGCUUAUUUUGCGCUGGGCAGGGGCAGAGACCGAGGGAGAGAGAGAAUCCCAAGCAGGCUCCAUGCUGUUAGCACGGAACCCAACACAGGGCUCGAUCUCACGAACGGUGAGAUCGUGAUGCAAGUGGAAACCAAGAGUGGGGCGCUUAACCAGCUGAGCCACCCAGCUGCCCCCAUGCAGAUUUUCUGAAGUCUGGCCCUGCUUUACGGAAGGCUGACCGCCCAGCACACUCCGCCCUCCCCUCACUGAGCACUAAUUAUCGCUUUCUCUUUACUUGGCCCUCUCCCCCCAGGAGAGCUGCAUCAGGUCCCUAGUUAUAGGCCAGGCCCAGAGCCUGGGAAGUGGGAGGGACUGAGGUGCUGAGCCCGGUCAGCGGUGGGCCCUCUGGAGCCUGUGGGGCUCCAGCAUCUCCCCAGUUGCCUGAGUAACAGGGUGCAGCCGCUGCCCAGGUCACCACCACUCCUCUCUUUGCACGCUGCCAGCUCCUGCCUGGAGGGCAGCACUGUUGGGGCUCAGCUCCUUCUAGAUGGUUCGGGCUUCUAAAGGCUCCUGCGAGCUGGAGAACACACGUAUGCCCACGCGUAGCUGCUACAUGUUCACAUUCGUUCUGCAGACACCUAUUCAGAGCCCAUGCUGUGCCCCGCCAGGCGCUGAGCACAGAAGGGGAAGACAGGGCUUCAGUUUUGAGCGGCCUGGGCCUCCCAGGCCCCUGGUCUCCCUUUAAGACAGCCAACCACCAAGCCAGCCAUGUGAGUGACGUGUGCUGGGAACAGCAGGGAAGGGAAGGGAAAACUCGGGCGCCAUAGUGGACAAUGCUUGGAGAAGGUGUCGGAGAACCUUGAAAGUCAAGUUGGAUUUCACAGCGUGGUGGGAGAGCACAGGAAGCAGCCCCGAAAAGGUCUCUCCCCUUGUUCAGGUGGUUCCUUACGUGACGACAAUUUUCGGUGGCCUGCAUGCAGGCAAGAUGGUCACGCUCCAGGGAGUGGUCCCUCUUGACGCACGCAGGUUCCAGGUAGACUUCCAGUGCGGCUGCAGCGUGCAUCCCCGGCCGGACAUCGCCAUCCACUUCAACCCUCGCUUCCACACCACCAAGCCCCACGUCGUCUGCAACACCCUGUACCUCGAGCGCUGGCAGGCCGAGGCCCGGUGGCCCCGCCUGGGCCUGCAGAGAGGAGCCAGCUUCCUCAUCCUCUUUCUCUUCGGAAAUGAGGAAAUGAAGGUGAGCGUGAACGGACAGCACUUUCUCCACUACCGCUACCGGCUCCCGCUGUCCCGUGUGGACACCCUGGGCAUAUUUGGUGACAUCUUGGUGGAGGCCGUUGGGUUCCUGAACAUCAACCCAUUUGCAGAAGGCGGCAUUGAGUAUCCGGUCGGAUAUCCCUUCCUGCUGAAGAGCCCCAGCCUGGAGGUGCCCUGCUCUCGGGCCCUUCCCCAGGGUCUCUGGCCGGGACAGGUGAUCGUACUGCGGGGGCUGGUCUUGCCAGAGCCAAAGGACCUCACGCUGAGCCUGCGGGACGAGGCGGCUCAUGUUCCUGUGACGCUCAGGGCUUCCUUCGCAGACAGAACUCUGGCCUGGAUCGCGCCCUGGGGGUGCAAGAAGCUGAUCUCGGCCCCCUUCCUGUUCUACCCCCGGCGAUUUUUUGAGGUGCUGCUCCUGUGCCAGGAGGGAGGGCUGAAGCUGGCGCUCAACGGGCAGGGCCUGGGGGCCACCAGCGUGCACCAGCAGGUCCUGGAGCAGCUGCGGGAGCUCCGGAUCAGUGGCAGCGUCCAGCUCCACUGUGUCCACUGCUGAGGAGUGAGCCAGGGGCCCCGCCAGGGAAGAGAAGGACCCGCCCACGCCCGGCACCCCUCGCUGCGGCUCCGCUCUCCUCCCUUCGAUACGCUGUGCGCCUGUCACCCCCCUGCUUUCGGAGGCCCCAGCCUGGGAUUGGCACCCCCUGCGCGCACUCGCAUCUCAUCCACAAGCACUCGGUCCCGGGGCCACGCUGUGUGCAAGGAAGGCUAAAAAUGACUCUCCAGCGGGAUGGCCGUGUGCCCGGCCACGGUGCUACUGCUGUGAUUCCUGGUACAUCUGGGGCAUUCCUGGUAUGUCUGUUUAUACCGUCUGAUUCCGUGGCCUCCACUUCCGGUGCUAUUUUUCCUUGUAUUUUCAGCUUGCCUGCUUGCUGUCGGGUUGAUGAAAUCUUUAUCACCCUCCCUACCUUUCUUGUCUUCUACUGGGUUGGAAGUUAUAACUGCAUUUACACUUCUAGUGGUUUUCCUUACUUUUUCUUUUUCUUUACUGUUUAUUUAUUUAUUUUGAGAGACAGAGAGAGAGAGAAAGCAAGUGGGGGAGGGGCAGAGAGAGAGGGAGAGAGAGAAUCCCAGGCGGGCCUCCACACUGUAUCAGGACAGAGCCCGACACGGAGCUCGAACUCACAAACCGUGAGAUCAUGACCUCACCUGAAAUCAAGAGCCAGACGCUCAGCCGACUGAGCCACGCACGUGCCCCAUUUUUUAUUAUUUUAGUAGUAGUAAGAUUGACUUGGGGAAUGGGUAAAAUUCUGAGUUUUAACACGUACGGAGGUUUGUGUAACCACGACCGCCACAAUCAGGACAUGUGAAGACCCCAUCACUCCAAAACCCUCUCUUGUGUCACUGCUUUGUAAUCAUACCUCCUUCAUCCCUCCCCUGACCCCAGCAACCGAGGAUCUGUUUUCCACUCCUACGUGUGGCCUUUUUUGGAAAUGCCGUAUCAAUGGAAUCCUACAGUAUCUGACCUGUUGAAUCUGG
This is a messenger RNA of Acinonyx jubatus (cheetah), 3010 nucleotides long. It is a transcript of the gene LGALS12, whose product is annotated as galectin 12. The transcript is spliced from 9 exons. The coding region runs from base 1203 to 2030 and encodes 275 amino acids. Gene Ontology annotation, biological process: lymphatic endothelial cell migration; intrinsic apoptotic signaling pathway. NCBI's taxonomy places the organism in Eukaryota, Metazoa, Chordata, Mammalia, Carnivora, Felidae. Gene Ontology annotation, molecular function: integrin binding; lactose binding. The record is from RefSeq and is a predicted model, not a curated record.